AUGGCUCAAAAAGCGCGCAAGGACCGGGCCAAGUCCAACGAGUCGACCCUCAAGAACCUCCACAUUGGCUCCCUCAUCGUCAACGGCAUCUUCCUGCUCUCUCACUUCCUCUUCCGGUCGCGCUCCCUUCUGUUUUGGUUCAUCCUCUCCAUCCCGAGCUUCCUCUGCCAGUACACGCUCGAGAAAACGGGCCGGCCCAGCUAUGACCCCUCUACCAAGGCGCUUAAGGCUUCCGGCGAGGACCUCGCCGCCCCUGGCCUGACCGAGUACAUGUUCGACGUAGUCUGGGUCACCUGGGCGGCUGCCAUUCUCGUCACCCUUUUCGGCAACUGGGCCUGGAUAUUCUGGACCGUUGUCCCUGCUUAUGGUAUCUACAAGGGCUUUGGCCUGAUGGGCGCCGCCAAGUCGAUGGCUGGGUUGGGCGGCAUGGGCGCCGCUGGCGGUGAUGCUGCUGGUGCUGGUGCUGUUCCUGCUGGCAACAGGAAGCAGAGGCGUGCUGCUGCUUAA
This is a messenger RNA of Neurospora hispaniola, 507 nucleotides long. RefSeq lists its product as uncharacterized. Gene Ontology annotation, biological process: vacuolar protein processing. The transcript has a single exon. Bases 1 to 507 code for a protein of 168 amino acids. The record is from RefSeq and is a predicted model, not a curated record. NCBI's taxonomy places the organism in Eukaryota, Fungi, Ascomycota, Sordariomycetes, Sordariales, Sordariaceae. Gene Ontology annotation, cellular component: intracellular membrane-bounded organelle.